AGCAGAUCAAUUGCAGAGACAGUCAUGCUCUAAGGAUAUUGUUACUUAUUACACUUUCAAGGACAUGCCUUGGACAAGAACUCCAAAACCUCAAACAGAAUGUCGACUUCCAGUGAGCAAAGCAAAGUCUGUGUAUGACAGAGAAAAGUUUAAGGAAGGUUUUAGAGAAAUAAGGACCCAUAAUAAACUACCAUGGGUACCAGGAACGUUCCGGACUGAAGCAAGAGACAACUACAUACCUCCUACACUACAGCCAGUCUCUCAAAUACACAAUUACGAAGAAGAAGCUAGAAGUUUCUAUGAGAAGUCCGUUGCACAAUUAUCGACUAACAUUUCAGAAGAAUACGACGCUUUUCAAAAGGAAUAUUCAACAGAAAAUUCUGUUGUGGGCUCUAGAAGACCGAUCUGUUCUGUCCUCGACCAGUAUAUUGAGAAAAACAAGAGAUUAGAGAGAAAAAGUGUGCAAAUAGGAUGA
Molecule: messenger RNA, 475 nt
Organism: Spodoptera litura
Lineage: Eukaryota; Metazoa; Arthropoda; Insecta; Lepidoptera; Noctuidae
Source: RefSeq, a predicted model, not a curated record